Patella vulgata (common limpet) is the source of this 5624-nucleotide messenger RNA. Its product is annotated as rab3 GTPase-activating protein catalytic subunit. The record is from RefSeq and is a predicted model, not a curated record. The transcript has a single exon. Gene Ontology annotation, molecular function: GTPase activator activity. Lineage: Eukaryota; Metazoa; Mollusca; Gastropoda; Patellidae. Gene Ontology annotation, biological process: positive regulation of GTPase activity. The coding region runs from base 144 to 3125 and encodes 993 amino acids.
UCCGACAUGUUGUCAAAGUCGAUAAUAUCAUAAUUAUCAUUAUUUUAUCUGUUAGUUAAUUAGUAGACUGUGUAUAACCUAUUACACGAACAUGAUCUGAACUAGUGUUUCGGAACCCCGAGACAGAAUCUAUAAAACUCAAAAUGGUACCCGAAGACGACAGCGAAGUGUUUGAAAUUACAGAUUUCACAACAGCUUCAGACUGGGAAAGAUUUAUUGCUCGAUUUGAAGAAAUUUUGCACGAAUGGAAGCUUGUCAACAGAGGGUAUCUACAGCCUGUUAGAAAGGGUGAUUUCCUAAAUUGCAAUUGGGAAGAAAAAAAUGAUGAACUCCAAUUUGCUGAUUUCAAAUUUAAAGUGACCUACAUGGUUUUAAAAACGUCAUCAUCUGCUUCCAAAUCGGGAAAAGAAACAAAAGAGGAGGAAAAUGAAGAAGACCAGGAUGAAGGAACACCAACAGUUUUCUCCGAUCUUAUGAAUAUGGAAAAUGAUUUUCCUUUCAGAGCUCAUUGUUUAUCACGCUGGUAUGGUCUUCAGGAAUUCCUUAUUAUUUCUCCUGCUUCCACUACAGAUGCCAUUGAUAGUGAAAGUCGGUCAAAAUUACUCCUCAGUUCUGCUUCGAUAGCGCUUAAUAACACUGGGUGUACUAUACCGGUUUAUGUACAGGUUCAACAGAGAUGGCGGAAACUGUAUUCAGGAACGGCCAUAGUACCCGGAGCCAGUGUAGAAUUUGAAAUGGCUCACUUAAAGAAAAUCCCACAGCAAUAUAACCAUUUAGCUGGUCUCCUCGAUGUCUUCAAGUCGAAACUUGGCUGUGUUUACAUUUCAAUGCCACCUGUUUCAGUUUCUGUCAGAUUCACUUACAUUUUACAGGAAUGGAUUCAUUGUCCCUGGCCUCAAUCCCCACCCGAUUUUUCAUCAUUUCUAGAAUGUGAAGUUGGCUGUUCUGAUUACGGGGUACUCCCAUUUGGAGCCUGCAUUGAUCCAAUUAGUGAACUGAACUUGUCAUGCACAUGGCCAAGUCUGUCAGAAGAUAUGAUUGUUGAAAAUCAUGUUUAUUCUGACCUCGAUCCUCUCCAGGCUCCGCAAUGGUCAGUCAAAUUACAAAUGACAGAAGACGCGCAAUGUUUGUUGGGCGAAUAUCUCAGAGAGUUUUUAAAGUUGAGUCAACACAAAGAAACAACAGAUGAAUUGUUGGGACAUAUUUUAGAUGAAACAGACAAAGACCAAGCUGGAGAUAUUACUCAAGCCCUUCAACGACUAACAGAGCCAGCAGUUGGCUACAACAUACCUACAUUGGGACAUGUCGUUUCCUCUGCUACCACCAAAUUAAAAAUGAAACCAGAUGAAGCUCCAAUUCCUGGGGAUAUACUAAAUGGAGUUUUGCUUUUUCUCUUCCCAGACGCGAAGAAGUCUGAGAAGUCUGAAUCGAAAGAGAAAGAAACUGUAGAAAAGAGUCCGAGAUCAUUGAAACUAAUGGAAGAUUUGUCUAAACAGUUGAAAUCGUCACCUGUCAAUGGAUUAACUCACAGAUUAGCAGUUUGUUUCUGUAUUGUCAAUCAUCACCAUGGAGGUUUGCGCGCAGUCGCUCAUCUGUGGCAAGAAUUCGUCCUUGAGAUGAGAUAUCGAUGGGAGAACAAUUAUUAUAUUGCGGAUGUUGAACAUGGACAACCUAACAUGAAGGCCAGCAUCUUGCACCAAAAACUUCAGAUGUUAAACUGCUGUAUUGAACGAAAAAUAAAACGAGAAAGUCUUGGUUAUGGUCAUGGUAAAGAUUUAGAACAUGAUCCUACUCCUACAGACCAUGCAGAUGGCAGUUCACGACCCUUGUCUCCGACCUAUCAGCGUCGACCGUUAUCAACUAGUUCAAGAUCACAAUCUCCGUCUUCUGGAUCAGUGGGUAAAAGACGUUACGAAAGCCUCGACAUCAGUUCCAGUGAUGAAGAAUUUUUUGAAUGUGAUACAGAACAGGGGGAUGAUGAAGCAGAUGGGGAGGACCAUGAAUCUUUCGCAGAUACCACUUCCCAUAAACCUGAUGGCCGUUUAGCCCCUAUAAAGGACCUAAAAUUAUUGAACUCCGGAGAACAGGUUUAUAUACCCAUAACCCAAGAACCAGCACCAAUGACUGAAGAUAUGUUGGAAGAACAUGCUGAGGUUCUAGCCAAGCUCGGAACAUCAGCAGAAGGAACUCAACUAAGAGCCAGAAUGCAAAGUGCAUGUCUGCUCUCUGAUAUGGAGUCUUUCAAAGCAGCCAAUCCUAACUGUAUCUUGGAAGAUUUUGUGCGCUGGUAUUCUCCGAGAGAUUAUGUGGUGGAGGAACAGGAAGGAGAGGAUGGUGAAAAGGUGAAGACAGGAACUCUAAGUCCGAGAAUGAAGAUUCCAGGAAAUAUGUGGGUUGAAGUCUGGCAGAGUGCUAAACCUAUUCCAGCUCGCCGACAACGUAGGUUGUUUGAUGAUACUAAAGAAGCAGAAAAAGUUCUUCAUUUCCUUGCUUCCAUGAAACCUGGACAAGUUGUCCUUCACAUGAUGCCGAUGUUGAUUCAUGCAGCGAUUGUUAAAGUUAUAGAAAAUGAGGAUCAGGAUACUGAAAAUCUCAAAGUUUUGUUAGAUCAAAUAAUGAACAAGGCUGCUAAAGUUACCAGGAGUCCAUUGAUGGAUGCUCGUAAAUAUGAAGACUUGGUGCGGAUGAUCGAAUUAGCAGAAACUGUUAUCGCAAGAGCUAAAUCCUUAAAAACUAAAUUCACCACUGAUUUGUUGGACAUGUCUAGCGCAGAAGAGGAACUUCAAGUUUUUGUAAAUAGUUUGUUACGUCAGCCAGAAGUGAUUGUUCGUGGUGGACCAUGUGGACCAGCUGGUUCAAUCAUCCAUAAACUUUUUACAGCAGCUCAACGAGCUUCGCAUAUGGUUCUUGAUGAGGAAGAAGGGGAAAUAAAACUUGAGGAACUUCAAAAACCAACGAGUACUGUACCUGACUUCCCGCGACCCUCUGCAAGGGAGUAUAUUUUACGUGCAAUGGUUCCCAGACCUGCUCCCUAUUCACGUGUUCUUCCACAAAAGAUGUACUGUGUUUUAGUGGAUGACUUUAGACUAGCUGGUGCCUUUUCUAGUGACACUACUUUUCAGUGAACUGUGAAUUUCUAUUCCACAUAGUGAUAAAUACAAUGUUGUGAUAAUAUUUUUCAGAAGAAUAUCAUCAUGUUAUUUCGGAUUAGACGACUGUUUUAUUAAGCUAAUUAUAGGAUGUCUAUAAAAUAACUGACUGAGGCCACACAAAUUUGAUUUUCUGUUCUUCGGGAACACCUGUAAAUAUUUUCCCUCUUAUUUCUUUGAGAAAAAGACUUAUUUAAAAACCAAAUUGUGCUGUUCAAAACCUUUGAUGUUUUAAAUGUGUUUCAGUCUUUCACGUGAUUCACUUAGAGAAAAUUAAAAUUGUGUGGCCUAAAUGAACCUAAUUGUGGCAUGUAUAAAUUCACAUUCACAAGAUCAAGCCUAGAAAUAAGGCACCUGUCAUAGACAUUGUCAGGCACACCUUCAGGUUUGUCCAACACAAUCCCUCUGAUGCCAGUCAUUCUGUCUGGAACUAAUUUGUAUUUUUUCUGUGUUUUCAUUGAAUUCAGUAAUAUAUGUCUGUCACAGACAUCGUCAGACACAAUCCUGCUGGUCCCCGUCUGUCACAGACAUCGUCAGACACAAUCCUGCUGGUCCCCGUCAUUUUGUCUGGCAAAUAAUUUGUUUUUUUUCUGUGUUUUUAUUGGUAUGUGUAUUAUUAAUACACGUCUGGCACAAAGUUCAAAUGUCUGAUAAUAAUUCAUUAGCUAAAACAGUUAUUCUCUGGCCUGAUAAGGCCACAGUUAAUUGUCUGUUUCUCAUGAAUGUGCUUGUAUGCUACAUUAGGUAAUUAUUAAUUAUUUAAAAAUUUAAAUCUUGUUUCUAUUUCAGCAAUUACUAAUGUCAUUGUUGUUCUUGCAUGAAACGGCAACUUUCAUAGCCUGUGAAGAUUUGGUACAAAGCUCAUUCUUGAGGGUAAUGAUAUCAAAACUGGCAAUCCAGUCUUUUUCAUUUUCUAAUUUUAUUAAGGAUAUUGUUUUUAUGCAACCAUUGUGAAUUGAAUCAACAUGUCAAGAUAUUCAUGAUAUAUGUACGUACAUGUAUAUUUAAUAUAUUAUAUAGAUAUUGUAUAUUACAUGGUUGUCAUAGUAUAUAUACAUGUAUAUGUGCAUAUUACAUGGUUGUCAUGGUAUACAUGUAUGUAAAUAUACAUGAACAUUCAUGUAUAUACAUUUAUAACAUGUGUACAUUUUAUGAAUGAAUUGUUUUAUUAAAGAUUAAUUUAUUGCAAUUUUGUUACAGUGGGAUAAUUGUGUAAGUAAAUAUGGUGGCCAUUUUACUACAGACAUAGCUUGACUUCAGGAUAUGUUCUGUGGUCUUAUGGAGUCAUCAAACUAGAUUGUACACAACUCUUCAAGGGAUACCUGUAUGUAUGUAUAUAGAUAGACUAAAAAGCAUAGAGAAUCUCAUACACUCUAUUAUUUGAAAGAAAUAUAUAUAAAUCAACAAAUAGUUUAUUAUUUGAUAAGUCAUCAAGCUUAAGUAUCCUUCUUAAAGGCUCCACGAGUCAUUUAGUGCUAUAGGAAUUCCUUGCAAACUACAAUAUUGUCAAAGUUUAAUCUAUAAUGGGAAUAUAUCAGUCAAAAAAUGGUUCAAUUAGGUUCAGUAUUUACAAAGUUAUGAUAAAUUGAAAUUUCAUUGAUCUAUGCUGCUCGAGUAUAAUCAGACACUGCCAUCUUUUUUUGGUAGCAGAGAAUCCUGAUGGGCCUAGUUUAAAUCAGAUUAAAUCCAAGCUGAAACUGUGAGAUUAUCUAGCGUUGCUAUUUUGAUAUUAAAUGUUAAAUACGGGUAAUCAAUCUAACUACAUAUUCAGCGUGUAUUGAGCCGUGAGAAAUUUGUUAUUUUAGCGAAAAUGUCUACUGUCAUGGAUUAAUUCUUCUGAGCUAAAAUGUGAAUAAGAGAUUGUAUCUAUUAUAGCCAUUUGCAUUAAUCCAUGCUAAAAAUGCACUCAGAUUGAUUAUUUAAAGGGACAUUAUGGAAGAUUAGAUAAAGAGCUGACAGUUCUCGCUAUAACACUAAUAACAGUUAAAAAAUAGGUAAUUUAAAGGGACUAUGCUGAAAAUUUUAGUCAAAUUACUUCAAUCUCAGCUGAGAAAUUCUUAUUUCAAUAACACUGUAGCCUCGAUUGUCAUUGUUACUGUUGUUACAAUAAUAAACAAAGGCUUGAUUAUCCAUUUUAUGGUAAAUCAUCAACUACUGUUGAACGCAGAUCAGAUUCAAAUCUGUUUAAAAUCGGACCCAUCAGAUGGCAUCGAUUGUUGAUUAUGGUCUGGUCAUGUUAAUAGAUGUUUAAUUUAUAGUUUAGGAAACAUUUAAGACCUAAAGAAAGACCUGCAAUGGGCAGAUUUAGCUCUUGCAUAAUGUAUGUUUAACAUUUAAUUAAGAAAACAAAACAAAAAUUUGAACUAUUAUAUCCUGGCUUGGAUUCAAUCUGAUUAAAAAGAGGCCAGUCAAAAUUUUUACCUGAUACUUUCUGUAUUAAUAAUGUUAAAAUAAAAAAAACAUUUAUCUUUAUCA